This is a messenger RNA of Cucumis melo (muskmelon), 615 nucleotides long. RefSeq lists its product as uncharacterized. The transcript has 3 exons. The coding region runs from base 16 to 615 and encodes 199 amino acids. The record is from RefSeq and is a predicted model, not a curated record. Lineage: Eukaryota; Viridiplantae; Streptophyta; Magnoliopsida; Cucurbitales; Cucurbitaceae.
GAUGCAGACUUGCUAAUGACUAUAAGAGAUAUAUCGGAUAGUCUAAGUCAUCAAAUUCAGAAAGAAACAGACCUGCCACAAAUGAUUACUACCCUUCCAUUUGUGAGCCAACCUCUUGCACUUUGUGAAUUGGCUCCAUUGGAUCAAACUGUACAAAUUGUAAAUGAAGAAUCUCAACUGGAAACAACAAAAAAACAGGUUGAGAUUAAAAAAAAUGAUGAAGCAGUUACUUUGGUUGAAAAAGAACCAGUAACUGUGCCUGAUAAAGAUGAACAAGAAAAACCAAUAAAGAGAAGAAAGCUAUGUAAAAUAGCAAAUAAAGAGGUGCAAGAUGAAGAUGAACAAGGUAAUCCACCCACAACAUCUACUCAGAUCAUAUCAGAAUCUACAACACCUGUCCCAGAUGUGGAAAUCAGAGAAGUAGAUACAUAUAAUCCGAUGUGGAAAGUGGAUCCAAAAUUAUGGAAGGAAUACUUACAAUGGAAAAGAUCAAGAAAAACAACCCAUGAACAAAGGAAAGUAGUCUCCACAACCAGAAAGAAAGACUUUUUCAGACAGCUUGAAGAAAACACAUGGGUACAUGGAGACAUAAACAAUAAUCGAACAGCCAAUUGA